UUCAUCCAUUCAUUCCUCCCAUGUCAUGACUUUGUUUUAAAAGGAAGAACUUCUCACCCUUUCGAUCAUGUAUUGCAUUACUGUCUGCUUGUGUGUAUGAUUAUAUAACGUCAGAUCUACACAUGCGGUUAAGCCUCCACUCUGAAGUUCAUACGCGCUGCAUACGAUCAUCAAAUCUGACAAAGCAAUUUCUUAUCUUAAGGCACUCCAAGGCUGUUGAAUAAGAUGUUGGCAUGGUUAGGGUCUAUUAACACUAAUGAAGAACAGAAAAUGGAGGGUUGAUAUAACAUAAAGAACAUACAACAAUUUCAUCCUUCACAAACACAUCACCAAACAUGGCUCCUGGAAACGUAGCAGUGAUCGUAGGAGCAUCCAAAGGGAUCGGUCUGGAAUUGGCCAGAAUUUACCUUUCUCAAACAAACUUACAAUUAGUAGCACUUUCAAGAAAUGCAGAACAAGCAAGAAAGAACAUCUUGGAUACUUCAUCAUCUUCCCCUUUGAAGGUCUUGUUUGAUAAACAAAAAAAGGGCGGAAAUGGCGAUGCUGCUAAACCACAUGCUCAACAAAUGGACGCUUCCGAAUUAAGUCACCUUGACAGCUCAAGAUUAACAACGAUUGAUAUCGAUAUCAAAAAGGAAGAUAGCAUUCGUAGCGCAAGUGAAGAUGUACGUAAAAAGUUUGGCGAUGAUUCUUUACGAUUUUUGUUCAACGUUGCAGGUGUGUUGAACGUUGAAAAGAAUGUAGGUCAAGUGGAAUAUGAAGAAAUGUUGCAACAAUUUCAAAUCAACACUUUUGCUCCUCUUUUAACUUCUAAACAUUUCGUUCCUCUCUUUGCCAAAAAACUUAAAGCAAACGGUGAUGAUGAUCUUUCACAAGGUCUUUUGCCUCAUAACCUUGGCGUUGUUGCCAAUAUGAGCGCUCGUGUCGGAAGUAUUGCCGAGAAUGAAAAAGGUGGUUGGUACAGUUAUCGAUCAUCCAAAGCUGCACAAAAUCAAAUCACAAGAUCGUUAGCACACGAAUUUUUAAUGAAAAAGACUCCCGCUUUGUGUGUAGGAUUGCAUCCUGGAACCGUUCGAACUGGUCUUUCGGAAGCAUUCACCGGUGGACCAGGCGGAAAGAAGAAACCUGGAUCAGCCCAACAAGAAACAGACGAACAACGUUGGGCCCGUGGUGAAUUUGAAGCGGAUGAAGCAGCUGCCAAUUUGUCACAAGUUAUCGCUCAACUCAAACAAGAACAAUCCGGUUUGAUUUGGGAUUAUAAAGGAGAUCAAGUCCCUUAUUAAAAGCCAUUGACUGUAAAGAACAUAUGAAUUAGCAUAACAAAAAAUCAAAUAUAAUGAAACAUAAGAA
This is a messenger RNA of Meira miltonrushii, 1350 nucleotides long. Its product is annotated as NAD(P)-binding protein. The coding region runs from base 336 to 1283 and encodes 315 amino acids. The record is from RefSeq and is a predicted model, not a curated record. NCBI's taxonomy places the organism in Eukaryota, Fungi, Basidiomycota, Exobasidiomycetes, Exobasidiales, Brachybasidiaceae. The transcript has a single exon.